Molecule: messenger RNA, 2261 nt
Organism: Saccoglossus kowalevskii
Lineage: Eukaryota; Metazoa; Hemichordata; Enteropneusta; Harrimaniidae
Cellular component (GO): membrane
Source: RefSeq, a predicted model, not a curated record
UAGUAAGGUCAUGCGAUCUAUGUUGAUUUGGGUUAAUGGCGUUGUGACUCAUGUGUGGACACCGCAAGCAUCUGGGCAUGCAUGCAGCGAUAAUUACGCACCACACAGUCAGACAACGAAACAAGUUUAUCGAGAAUGAUCGAAGCUGAUACAGUAUAUGGAACCAAUUCAUGAACGUACUUUUAUGAAACAUGCCUAGGUGUAAAGUGCCAUACUCUGUGUGGUUGUUGAUCGACUUCAUUUGGUUUCUGGCUGCAGCUAUAUUGAUAUUUUCGGAUGUCGUUUUCGACGUUUUGACUUGUAUUAGGUAUUUCCGGGAAGGCUGGUACGUGGCAUUUGCUGUCAGCAUAUUGUUAUUAUUCCUACCAUCAACACUAAUUGGAAUCGCGGAUUACUAUAAUAUUAACAUCAUUGUCACCGAUAGGAGUGAUAAAGACGACUUAAAGAGAAAAGGUAAGAAAAGAAUUCGUAAAGAAGAUGUUUCCUGUGAACACAACAUCCGUUUGUCGGCCGAGACUCUAACAGCGCGACAAGUACGACCGGAAAAUGAACAGCAGGAAAUAUUGUUUAUGAAUUCGUCGCUUUUGACUCAAAAUUGCAGUGGAUCGCCGAAUUCUUUGGUCCAGAACUCGACUUUUGAACAUGACGUCGACCGUGACCUGGAAAAGUUUGCUAAUAUUAACCAAUCAGAGGCGCCCUUGGCCCACAGUGAAGGUGAGACGACCAGCUUGAUAAUGUUAGAAAAUCGGGACGAAAAUAAUUAUUCCCAAUCUCGGGCCGAUGUUUCUGUACAGACAGAAGAAGUUGACGGAAAAGGCGAGUGUAGGGGUCCAACAUACCUAUAUUACAGAUCAACGGCACUGCCACAGCAUUUAAGUAACAAUUUUUUGACGACAGCACCAGUAGUCCCACGUCAUGAUGGUAGGGAAAAUAACACAGAGAAUCCACCUACAGAACAGGCCGAGGGAACUCACCCGGAAGACACUUCUGAUGGUAGAUGCGAAAGCUUUAUAUGCAGUAGGCGUUUGCAUUUGUUAUUAAACAUAUGGGGAUUGCAGCUAGCAGUGUUCGGACGUCGGUUUCUACUCGCCGUCCGAUUCGGCCAACGAUGGUUUCGCUAUAUUCGUUUUAACUCGGAACAGAGACGAUUUCACCGUGAAAACGAAAGAAAAGUAGUUCGCGGGAAAGUCGCCUAUGAUUUAGCGGAGAACGAAGUGCAGCAACACUACCUGGAUUUGAUCAACGAAGACGAGGCUUUAUUGCCCUUAUGGAUAAUUGAAAGUUUGACGGAAUCGCUGCCACAAUUAUUGAUAAAUCUCUAUCUGAUUGUUAAAUACCGUCGACAGUUGUUAUUACAGUACAUCAGUGCUAGCCUGUCAUUCCUCACAUUAACUUGGGGUGUAACCAGUCCAGAAAAGCAAACGAAGGAAUGGAUUGUUUGCAAGAAUCUGCCCACUUGUAUUAACUGUUAUGUCAAAAGAGGUGCCGUGGCAUUACUGCCAGUAAAACGGGAUCAUAUCUAUGUCGACCAUAGGGUUAGACCAAUCGACGGACAAAGAUUCUACUUCGGAACGGACACAGUGUUCUGCGCAUGUCCGGAUAAUGUGCACGAUGCGGCGGUGAUUGAGGGCGACGAAGAUGUCAGCGACGAAUCCAAAUCGUGGGUGAAAUGUUAUGAUGCCGGGCGUAUUAGGGAUGGUGACCCUGCAUGUCAUGAACCAACAAGGGAUGGUGACCCUGCAUGUCAUGAACCAACAAGGGAUGGUGACCCUGCAUGUCAUGAACCAACAAGGGAUGGUGACCCUGCAUGUCAUGAACCAACAAGGGAUGGCGACCCUGCAUGUCAUGAACCAACAAGGGAUGGUGACCCUGCAUGUCAUGAACCAACAAGGCAUGGUGACCCUGCAUGUCAUGAACCAACAAGGGAUGGUGACCCUGCAUGUCAUGAACCAACAAGGGAUGGUGACCCUGCAUGUCAUGAACCAACAAGGGAUGGUGACCCUGCAUGUCAUGAACCAACAAGGGAUGGUGACCCUGCAUGUCAUGAACCAACAAGGGAUGGUGACCCUGCAUGUCAUGAACCAACAAGGGAUGAUGACCCUGCAUGUCAUGAACCAACAAGGGAUGGCGACCCUGCAUGUCAUAAACCAACAAGGGAUGGCGACCCUUCAUGUCAUGAACCAACAAGGGAUGGUGACCCUGCAUGUCAUGAACCAACAAGCCUAAAAACUGCUGACAUAAUUAAACUGGACAUCUCAUAA